Molecule: messenger RNA, 1155 nt
Organism: Eubalaena glacialis (North Atlantic right whale)
Lineage: Eukaryota; Metazoa; Chordata; Mammalia; Artiodactyla; Balaenidae
Gene: P2RY1
Product: purinergic receptor P2Y1
Exons: 1
Coding region: 1-1122 (373 amino acids)
Biological process (GO): phospholipase C-activating G protein-coupled receptor signaling pathway; platelet activation; relaxation of muscle
Cellular component (GO): plasma membrane
Molecular function (GO): G protein-coupled ADP receptor activity; A1 adenosine receptor binding; G protein-coupled ATP receptor activity
Source: RefSeq, a predicted model, not a curated record
AUGACCGAGGUGCUGUGGCCGGCGGUCCCCAAUGGGACGGACGCUGCCUUCCUGGCCGGCCCGGGCUCGCCCUGGGGGAACAGCACAGUGGCCUCCACCGCCGCCGUCGCCUCUCCGUUCAAAUGCGCGCUGACCAAGACAGGCUUCCAGUUCUACUACCUGCCAGCUGUCUACAUCUUGGUGUUCAUUGUCGGCUUCCUGGGCAACAGCGUGGCCAUCUGGAUGUUCGUCUUCCACAUGAAGCCGUGGAGCGGCAUCUCCGUGUACAUGUUCAACUUGGCCUUGGCGGACUUCUUGUACGUGCUGACUCUGCCGGCGCUCAUCUUCUACUACUUCAAUAAGACCGACUGGAUCUUCGGGGAUGCCAUGUGCAAGCUGCAGAGGUUCAUCUUCCAUGUGAACCUCUAUGGCAGCAUCUUGUUCCUGACCUGCAUCAGCGCGCACCGGUACAGCGGUGUGGUGUACCCGCUCAAGUCCCUGGGCAGGCUGAAGAAGAAGAACGCAGUCUGUAUCAGCGUGCUGGUGUGGCUCAUCGUGGUGGUGGGGAUCUCCCCCAUCCUCUUCUAUUCCGGCACCGGGAUCCGGAAAAACAAAACCAUCACCUGCUAUGACACCACCUCAGACGAGUACCUGCGAAGUUAUUUCAUCUACAGCAUGUGCACGACCGUGGCCAUGUUCUGUGUUCCUUUGGUGCUGAUUUUGGGCUGUUACGGAUUAAUUGUGAGAGCUUUGAUUUACAAAGACCUGGACAAUUCGCCUCUGAGGAGGAAAUCCAUUUACCUGGUGAUUAUUGUACUGACUGUUUUUGCCGUGUCUUACAUCCCUUUCCACGUGAUGAAAACAAUGAAUUUGAGGGCCCGGCUGGAUUUUCAGACCCCAGAAAUGUGUGCUUUCAAUGACAGGGUUUAUGCCACUUAUCAGGUGACAAGAGGUCUAGCAAGUCUCAACAGUUGUGUGGACCCCAUUCUCUAUUUCUUGGCAGGAGAUACUUUCAGAAGGAGACUCUCCCGAGCCACCAGGAAAGCUUCCAGAAGAAGUGAGGCAAAUUUGCAGUCCAAGAGUGAAGACAUGACUCUCAAUAUUUUAUCCGAGUUCAAGCAGAAUGGAGAUACAAGCUUGUGAAGACGCAAGAAUCCCCAAGCACCCACUUUUAUA